This is a messenger RNA of Moneuplotes crassus, 654 nucleotides long. NCBI's taxonomy places the organism in Eukaryota, Ciliophora, Spirotrichea, Euplotida, Euplotidae. The record is from the annotation of a GenBank genome assembly.
GAUGCCAAUGGUCUUGUUAAUGCCCUCUCAGAUCUAAAGAUGUCGAACAUCAAGAUUCCAAGUAAGAGAAUCAUCAAUAGAAGAAACAUCAAUAGAUUAAGGAAGAACUUGACUAAAAGGAAUAUCUUUGAUAAGAUCUUGGAGCAGCCAUCCUCUCUAACUGCACUAAAACCAAAGAGAGGACUCUUCUCAGUGAGAAGGGGAAACACCAAACGUGGGACAAAUAGUUUCAAGGGUACGCUAUCUAAUCCACGCAAGAAAGUUCUUUCUGAGACAAGAAUUUUUAUGAUUACAAAUUGCCUGAAACUAGUGAGCUUCACUGAGUCCCCUCUGUAGACAGAUAUUCGGAAGAGAGACCAGCCAUAUUCGACGAUGGGGACUCCAGAACAGAUCUAUCCAAAGUCUUGGAUGAAUACUAUGCUUCUGAGAGAGAAGAUUUCUUCAAAACAGAUGAUAAAAAUCAAGAUUCUUCUGAAGCAAAUCCUUUUGCUAUGUUUAAUGAUGAUCUUAAACGUAAGAAAAGAAGAAGGAAAUAUUCAGAUUAUUUUAACAACUUAUGUCCUCAAACUGAAAAUAAGCCGUAAUUCCAUAAGUUUAUCACUCUAGGGACGGAGGGCAGCCCCAAAGGCACAUCCAAGGUAGUAUAAACCUUUC